Toxotes jaculatrix (banded archerfish) is the source of this 5528-nucleotide messenger RNA. RefSeq names its product vinculin-like. The record is from RefSeq and is a predicted model, not a curated record. Gene Ontology annotation, biological process: cell adhesion. Lineage: Eukaryota; Metazoa; Chordata; Actinopteri; Toxotidae. Gene Ontology annotation, cellular component: actin cytoskeleton. Bases 246 to 3626 code for a protein of 1126 amino acids. The transcript has 23 exons. Gene Ontology annotation, molecular function: structural molecule activity; actin filament binding.
GACACCGACCGUCUGAGUCCAGCCUUUACUGAGGUGCUCACCAGAGGAGACGGGUGCACACCGGGAGGAGAGACGCAUGAGGGUUUCUUCUCAGGGGCUUGGACUGGCAUCUCCGGAUUUGUCCUCCUGUAGGUGUCGGUGAGGAGAGGAGAGGAGAGGGAAGGAGAGGAGAGAGGGGGGGAUCUUCAGUGCUGGAACGACCAGCCGCCUUUCGUUUGUCAGGGCUGCGGUAAAAGUCGUUCACGAUGCCGGUGUUUCACACCAAGACCAUCGAGAGUAUCCUGGAGCCGGUGGCCCAGCAGAUCUCCCACCUGGUCAUCAUGCACGAGGAGGGGGAGGUGGACGGUAAAGCCAUCCCGGAUUUGACGGUGCCGGUGGCCGCGGUGCAGGCGGCAGUCAGCAACCUUGUACGGGUGGGGAAGGAAACAGUCCAAACAACCGAAGACCAGGUGAUGAAGAGGGACAUGCCUCCAGCGUUCAUCAAGGUGGAGAACUCCAGCUCUAAGCUCGUCCAGGCUGCUCAGAUGCUAAAGGCCGAUCCAUACUCUGUUCCCGCACGAGAUUACCUGAUCGAUGGAUCCAGAGGGAUACUGUCUGGAACGUCCGACCUGCUCCUCACCUUUGAUGAGGCAGAGGUGCGUAAGAUAAUCAGGGUGUGUAAAGGUAUCCUAGAGUAUCUGACUGUAGCUGAGGUGGUGGAGACCAUGGAGGACCUCAUCACUUACACCAAGAACCUGGGACCAGGGAUGACCAAAAUGUCGAAGAUGAUUGAGGAGAGGCAGCAGGAGCUGACGCACCAAGAGCACAGACAGAUGCUAGUCAGCUCCAUGAACACUGUCAAAGAGCUGCUGCCUGUUCUUAUAUCAGCCAUAAAGAUUUUUGUCGCAACCAAGAGCAGUCGAGGUGCCGGUGUUGAGGAGGCGGAGAGGAACAGAAGGUUUACCUUUGAAAAGAUGAGUGCUGAAAUCAACGAGAUUAUAAGAGUCUUACAGCUCACCACGUGGGAUGAAGAUGCAUGGGCCAAUAAGAAGGAUAUGGAGGCUUUGAAGAGGUCUCUGGCUUUGAUUGAGACAAAGAUGGCACAAGCUAAAAGCUGGCUCAAAGACCCUCAUGGACAGCCAGGAGACCCCGGUGAGGUUGCCCUGCGUGUGAUACUGGAUGAAGCUGGUAAGGUGGGAGAGCUGUGUGCUGGGAAGGAGAGGAAAGAUAUACUGGCAACCACUAAGGCUCUGGGACAAAUGACUGACCAAAUCGCAGACCUACGCGCCAGAGGCCAGGGCCCGACCCCGGGGUGUGUGCAGCGCGCAGGCCAGUGCUCACAGGGCUUAGACUUGUUAUUUGGCAAAGUGGACGGUGCUGCCCGCAGACUGGAGGCUUUAAUCAGUGCCAAGCAGGCCAUUUCCAGGAGGCUGGACGCUGCACAGGCCUGGCUGGCUGAUCCUAAUGGUGGCCCUGAGGGGGAGGAGAAUAUCAGAGCACUGCUAGCAGAGGCCAAACGCAUCGCUGAUCUGUGCGAAGACCCCAAAGAGAGGGAUGACAUCCUGCGCUCCAUCAGUGAGAUUGCAGGACUCACCGCCAGACUUGUGGAGCUACGCAAACAGGGUAAAGGUGACAGCCCAGAGGCCCGUGCACUGGCAAAGCAGAUCGGGGCGGCUCUCCUGACCCUGCAGUCCAAAACCAACCGGGCAGUUGCAAACAUGAGACCAGCCAAGCCUGCCGUCACCUUGGAGGGCAAGAUGGAGCAGGCCCUCCGCUGGGUGAACAACCCUGGCGUGGAUGACAGAGGAGUAGGUCAGGCAGCAAUCAGAGGAAUGGUUGGAGAAGGGAGGAGGUUGGCAGGAGGCUUGUUAGGCCCAUAUCGCCAGGAUAUGAUUGGACGCUGCGACCGAACAGAGGCUCUAAUGGCAUCUUUGGCAGACAUGGCUGGCAGGGGAGAGGCUGAGGCCCCUCAUGCACGAGCUACAGCCGCACAGCUGCAGGACAGCCUCAAGGACCUGAGGCAGCACAUGCAGGAGGUGAUGACCCAGGAAGUAUCUGAUGUUUUCAGUGACACCACCACCCCUAUCAAACUGCUGGCUGUGGCUGCAACCGCUCCUCCUGAUGCCCCUAACAGGGAUGAGGUUUUUGAAGAGCGUGCAGGGAACUUUGAGACCCACGCAGGUAGACUGGGGGCGACUGCAGAGAAAGCUGCUGCCGUGGGUACAGCCAAUAAGAACACAGUAGAGGGGAUACAUGCUGCUGUGAAACAUGCCAGGGAGCUAACACCACAGGUGACCUCUGCUGCUCGGAUCUUGUUGAAGAAUCCUGGAAACAAAGCAGCAUAUGAGCACUUCGAUACCAUGAAGAACCAGUGGAUUGACAAUGUGGAGAGACUCACUGGUCUGGUGGACGAGGCCAUCGACACCAAAUCUCUGUUAGAUGCUUCUGAGGAGGCCAUAAAGAAAGACAUCGACAAGUGCCGAGUUGCCAUGGCAAAUGUUCAGCCCCAAAUGCUUGUUGCCGGGGCAACAAGCAUAGCGAGACGAGCCAAUCGGGUCCUGCUGGUGGCUAAGAGGGAAGUGGAGAACUCUGAAGAUCCGCGGUUCAGAGACACAGUGAAACAUGCGUCAGACAUCCUCUCACACACUAUCUCACCCAUGGUGAUGGAUGCUAAGGCAGUAGCCGGGAACAUACAGGAUAAAGCUCUGCAAAAGGCCUACUUGGACUCGUGUCUGAGAAUCCUGGCUGCCGUUGGAAAAGUUAGAGAAGCUUUCCAACCUCAGGAGCCCGACUUUCCUCCUCCACCUCCAGACCUUGACCAGCUUCAUGUCAGUGAUGAGCAGGCGCCACCCAAGCCCCCCUUGCCAGAGGGCGAGGUGCCCCCGCCUCGGCCGCCUCCUCCCGAGGAGAAGGAUGAGGAGUUCCCGGAGCAGAAGGCCGGAGAGGUGCUCAGCGAGCCCAUGAUGGUGGCAGCCAGGCAACUGCAUGAUGAAGCACGCAAGUGGUCCAGCAAGCCUGACGAUGAGGAGGCAGUAGAGGAGAGGGAGGUAGAUGAUGAAGAUGAGUUUACUGAUGGUGAGGAUGACUAUGAGCCAGAACUGCUGAUGAUGCCCUCCAACCAGCCUGUCAAUCAACCCAUUCUGGCAGCUGCCCAGUCUCUCCACCAGGAGGCGCGCAAGUGGUCCAGCAAGGGUAACGACAUCAUUGCAGCAGCCAAGCGAAUGGCUCUGCUAAUGGCAGAAAUGUCUCGGCUGGUGCGAGGUGGAAGCGGGAACAAACGAGCCCUGAUUCAGUGCGCUAAGGACAUCGCCAAGGCCUCAGAUGAGGUGACAAGACUGGCUAAGGAAGUGGCUAAGCAGUGCACUGACAGACGCAUCAGAACUAAUCUGCUACAGGUGUGUGAGCGAAUCCCUACCAUCAGUACUCAGCUGAAGAUCCUCUCUACUGUCAAAGCCACCAUGCUGGGACGAACAAACAUCAGUGAAGAAGAGUCAGAGCAGGCCACGGAGAUGUUGGUCCAUAACGCCCAGAAUCUGAUGCAGUCAGUGAAGGAGACUGUCAGAGAAGCAGAAGCAGCCUCCAUCAAGAUCCGCACAGAUGCAGGAUUCACCCUUCGCUGGGUGCGCAAGACCCCCUGGUACCAAUAAACAAACCUGGUCACUGAAACUAGUAACACUCUAAACUUGGCACCGACAGCACACACCUCAUGUAAAGGUAGCAACGUGCGUACUCGUCACAGGUAAACGUGCACUUCUGCAAAGAGGAAACUGCAGGUGGUUUGGUGAUUCAUUCUCCAUUGUAGUCUGUACCAGGACCAUUAGAUUUUGGUACCAAGCAGGUUUCAUUUAUUGGGGUGAAUUCAGCUUUGCUCUCCAGUUCCCUUUAUCUGUAACUUUUUAAUAUAUAUUUUUGGUAUGUUGUGUUACAAGAGUUUAUCCAAAUCCCAGGUAUAUAUUUUUUGCAUGAAAAUUUUUUCUAUUUUCUAAAGGCAAAUUAUGACACUAAGAUAUUAUCUCCUAGAGGAAUUUUACUUUUCAUUCAGUUUUUUUUUCUCAGUGAGAUUUUCUUAUUGUCUGUUGUAUAUACAGUAAUUAUUUGUUUUAUGGACAACACUCAGCUAUGAGCUUUAUUCACUGAGUCUGACACUAAAGUGUGGAGUCUUGUGUGAGCUGAUGAUGGGCUCUCCUCUCUUCAUGUUUACUUUUAGUAAAAAUACUGUUCUUAACUGUGGAUCCACAAAUUCAAAGGUGAUACAUCCUCACUGCUGUCCGGUGAUGUUUAUACUUGAAGAACUAAAAGGUCUUCUGGAUUAAAAGUGUUGUGACUCUUAGGCAAAUGAAACUGUUUCAGAAGCAGUUGUAUAAUCUAAAAAAAAAUGGUGUUAAUAAUAAAGAGAUUUUUUUUGUUGUCCACAGGAAGGGUGAUACAUAAUAAGUCAUGAGGUUUGGCAGUGUGAGUGACAGUAAAGUGAAAGUCAAGGUUAGUUCAGAUGUUUUUAUGCCUGUUUUCUUUGUUUUAAUUUUGUUUAACUUUCACAGUGAACAAUGCCAAAGGAUUUGUUUUAUUACUAUAAGCAUCAUAAAGUUCUAUUAACACUUAAAAUCCAGGUUAUUAAAAACAACGAGGCAGACCCUCCUCUUAAGAGACCCUGUUGUAAUUUUUGUGGUCUGUUAUUUUUUAGCAAAAAAAAAAGAAAAAGAGAGAGAAUGUUUUGUCCUGCUUUGCAUUUUUUUUAACUAAUUGUUUGGGGUUGUUUUUUUUCUGUGCUAUCUCUGUAACAGUUGAACUGUUUAGACUUUUUCCAAAAAAAAAAAAAAAAAAAAUCAAAACCAAUGAUUUUAGACAGCCGUCCCCCGUCCUGUUUUUAGACUUGUCUCCAUAUGUGAGCUCGGUAGUCCCUCUCUGAAUGCUCUGAAACCUCAUUGUAAUACAGAUUUUCUAGACGACCCCGGUGGUUUGAGAACAAAAACAACCUUUUAAUGUGAAAUCAGGCAUUGAUGCCAGUCCAGCCAUCUAGUUAUUUUUUAGGUUUGUAUCAAAAAAAAACAAACAAAAAAAACAAACAAAAAACAAACAGGAAAUAGUGUUUUUGUCUGGAAUAAUAACACAGCAGUUUCAGGUUUCAUAAGAGGCCACUCAACAUUACAUGCAACCAGAUCAUUAAAUGCAUAUUUUCAUUCCCUAAACAGUAUUUCAUCGAGUUUUAUUACUUUUUUUUUCUACAAUGGCAGGGCAAAUUUAGCUGUUAAAUGAAAAAUUGUGUGCCUGUGUGUAUGUGUGAAGCCUCUUCACUUAGACAGUACAAGUGAGCCGUCCCAACGAUGGCAGAGGGACAGAGCUCAGAAUAGCAGCACAGAAUGUAAACCGCAUAUUUUCAUUUUUAUUUGGGCCUACUGAGCAUGUAGCAGUCACUGACCCCUCACUGAGAGCGACAGGGUGUAAUUCUGUGUGUACUUGAUGUGUUCAUUCACACCCUGAAUGUAUUCUGAUAGCUUCUAGCGCUGCCAACACAUCUGCUGUGCCUUGGAAGAAUUAAAGACUAUAAUUAU